Cucumis sativus (cucumber) is the source of this 1011-nucleotide messenger RNA. RefSeq names its product probable glutathione S-transferase. Gene Ontology annotation, biological process: glutathione metabolic process. NCBI's taxonomy places the organism in Eukaryota, Viridiplantae, Streptophyta, Magnoliopsida, Cucurbitales, Cucurbitaceae. The record is from RefSeq and is a predicted model, not a curated record. The transcript has 2 exons. The coding region runs from base 170 to 826 and encodes 218 amino acids. Gene Ontology annotation, molecular function: glutathione transferase activity. Gene Ontology annotation, cellular component: cytoplasm.
ACUUUUUCUCUAUCGUUGUUUCUAUGUUUUUGUCCUUUCCCUUCUCUCUCCAAUUAUCCAUUUUUCUCUUUUAGCUUCUUCCCACAAGUGGGUCCUAAAUCUUAAUUUCCUCUCAAGCGGCGUUCUCAUCCUUUUCCCUUCUCAAGUUUCUUCUUCUCCUUUAGCAACAAUGGCGGACCAAGUCAAGUUGUUGGAUUUUUGGCCCAGCAUGUUCGGGAUGCGAGUCAGAGUAGCCCUUGCUCUCAAGUGCGUGCCCUACGAAUAUGUGGAUGAAGAUCUCACAAACAAGAGCCCUUUGCUUCUUCAAAUGAACCCAAUUCACAAGAAAAUCCCUGUUCUUAUUCAUAAUGGAAAGCCCAUUUGUGAAUCUUCCAUAAUCGUCCAGUAUAUUGAUGAAUUUUGGAAGGAUAAAGCUCCUCUGUUUCCUACUCAUCCUUAUGACAGAGCUCAGGCCAGAUUUUGGGUUGAUUUCAUCGAUAAGAAGCUUUUUGAUUGUGGGAGGAAAAUUUGGGCUAGCAAAGGAGAGGAGCAAGAAGAAGGUAAAACGGAGGUAAUAGGAAUAUUGAAGCAGCUUGAAGAAGUAAUCGGGGAGAAGGCUUACUUUGGAGGUGAAUGUUUGGGAUUUGUAGACAUAGUUUUGAUUGGAUAUUACACUUGGUUUUAUGCCUAUGAGACCAUUGGAAACUUCAGCAUUGAGUCUGAGUGUCCAAAGAUAAUGAGUUGGGCAAAGAGAUGCUUACAAAAUGAGAGUGUUUCUGAGUCCCUACCUGACCCCAAAAAGGUUUGUGAUUUUGUGCUUCAAAUGAAGAAAAAGUAUGGGCUUUGACUAAACCCAAACUGCUGAAGCUACCCUCUUGAAGCUUUUAUUUGUAGUGUUUUGUAUAUGUUUGCUUCUGUUCGGAUGCUGAAAAGGGCUUUGUUUGCACACACUCUGAUGUUUGCGUUUUGAACAUUAUCAAUGCAGUUAGUGAUUAUAUAAAUAAAUAAAUGACAUGUCCAACUUGAUUUCAA